AUGAAUGAUAAAAUCAAGAUCUCGGUGAUUGGAAACCGAACAAAAAUCUCCCAGUCGCUUCUAGGUUUGAUAACAGAAGCAGAGGAAGCUACAAAGAGCUACGAAGAGAAGCAUCUCAUUAUAGCAAUAGACUAUAGUGGAAGAUUUGAUAUUUUACAAGCUUGCAAAAGUCUUGCAGAGAAGGCGAAAAACGGGCUGAUCCAAGUAGAGGACAUUGACGAGGAUGUGAUGGAGAAAGAGUUGAUGACAAACUGUAGUGAGUUCCCAAACCCUGACCUAUUGAUUAGAACGAGCGGAGAGCAAAGGAUCAGUAACUUCUUCUUAUGGCAAUCUGCUUACACUGAGCUCUACUUUCCUAACGUUCUAUGGCCUGACUUCGGUGAGGCUGAGUAUCUUGAGGCCUUGACUUGGUAUCAGCAAAGGCAGAGGCGAUUCGGUCUAAGAGUUUAG
Messenger RNA from Raphanus sativus (radish), 450 nucleotides. RefSeq names its product dehydrodolichyl diphosphate synthase 5-like. Gene Ontology annotation, cellular component: chloroplast stroma. The coding region runs from base 1 to 450 and encodes 149 amino acids. The record is from RefSeq and is a predicted model, not a curated record. Lineage: Eukaryota; Viridiplantae; Streptophyta; Magnoliopsida; Brassicales; Brassicaceae. The transcript is spliced from 2 exons. Gene Ontology annotation, biological process: plastid membrane organization; polyprenol biosynthetic process; response to cold.